GCGGUUCCCGCGAUCUUCCCCAACGGCGCCAUGAGCUGCAUCACCUUGCCCUCCGUGCUGCCCGGCUCCCCCAGCAAGACCCGGGGCCAGAUCCAGGUGAUCCUCGGGCCCAUGUUCUCCGGGAAAAGCACGGAGCUCAUGAGACGGGUCCGCCGCUUCCAGAUCGCCCAGUACAAGUGCCUGGUCAUCAAGUAUGCCAAAGACGUCCGCUACAGCAACAGCUUCUGCACACAUGACCGGAACACCAUGGAGGCGCUGCCUGCCUGCCAGCUGCGGGACGUGGCUCAGGAGGCCCUGGGCGUGGCCGUCAUCGGCAUCGACGAAGGACAGUUUUUCCCCGACAUCGUGGAGUUCUGUGAGGCCAUGGCCAACUCCGGGAAGACCGUGAUCGUGGCCGCCUUGGACGGCACCUUCCAGAGGAAGGCGUUUGGGUCCAUCCUGAACCUGGUGCCCCUAUCCGAGAGCGUGGUGAAGCUGAACGCCGUGUGCAUGGAGUGCUUCCGGGAAGCCGCCUACACCAAGCGGCUGGGCAUGGAGAAAGAGGUGGAGGUGAUCGGUGGAGCGGACAAGUACCAUUCCGUGUGCCGUCUCUGUUACUUCAAGAAGUCCGUGGGCCAGUCCACAGGGCUGGACAAGGAGAACUGUCCAGUGACAGGGAAGCCAGCGGAGAGCGUGGUCGCCAGGAAACUCUUCGGCCCUCAGCAAGUCCUGCAGUGCAGCCUCACCAACUGAGGGGGCUCCCCGCCACGGCCCUGGCGGCAGUCUGGACCCUACCUGCUGUGGCCUUCCCAAGAGGAAGCCAGAUGGCAGGGCAAUGGGCAUGGCCACCAUCCCCCCGCCGGUAAGGCCCGCCCAGCCAGAAGUGGUGCUGCCGGGGCUGCCCACGACCCCAGUGUGGCCAUGACGUCCUCAGCCUCUUCCCCCUUGCGGCUUUCACCCUCAAGUUUCUGUUCUCCCUGGAAAUUUCCCCCAGCACCUUCAGGACUUGACCCCUCUGCCUGGGGGAUGGGGGACUUGGACUUGGGGGCCCUGGCUAAGAGACCACCCUACUACCACACAGGGCCCUUGGUGGCAUGGGCCCCAGGAGGGUAUGGCGGAGGAGCCAGGGUCUGCCCUUUCAUCACAGCAAAUAACAAACAUUAAAAUCAGCUAGCUGGGGCCCGGAGGUGUGGCCUAGCAGCUAAAGUU
Ochotona curzoniae (black-lipped pika) is the source of this 1188-nucleotide messenger RNA. RefSeq names its product thymidine kinase 1 (gene TK1). NCBI's taxonomy places the organism in Eukaryota, Metazoa, Chordata, Mammalia, Lagomorpha, Ochotonidae. The transcript is spliced from 7 exons. The record is from RefSeq and is a predicted model, not a curated record. Gene Ontology annotation, biological process: thymidine metabolic process. Gene Ontology annotation, molecular function: thymidine kinase activity; ATP binding. The coding region runs from base 31 to 732 and encodes 233 amino acids.